CUCCCAAGGCUGCACACGACCCUCACAGAUUUCAAUUUGACGCUUUGCCAAUUUUACAUUAUCAGAAGUCAUAGCAGCUCAACAUAUUCCUGCUUUAAAUCGAAUGCCAAGUCCAAGAGCAACACAAAACCCCUGUUCUUUGCUCGCAACGGAAUCCGCCCAAAAGAAUCCAACAUCAUACUCCUCCACCCUGGGAACCAACACGUGCAGUCACCAUCGGCACAUCGAAAUUCCCCCUCGACAAGGCUCAGAAAAAGAUGGUGUUGCCUUUGCUGUCCCGCCACCUGCCCGCACCUCCGAAGUCUCACACUUGCCCUCGAAUCCCGGCCCGGCCUCAGGGGGGCGACCCUUGGCAUGCGGCUACAUUGACGCCAGUCGCAAUGCCAGACCAAAUCUCAAGCGCCGUAAUGCCAUGCGGGCACUUCUCUGUGGCAGCUUUCUGUUCAGCUUUGGCCAACUCAUCAGCUCUGCCGAGAUCAUAGCCAGUCACUUUAGCAAUGAUGGCAUCUUCGAGACUUAGCUGUUGUCUCUCCUGGUCGCUUGUCAGAGUCGAAAAAUUCGGAUCCCAUGGAACGUCGAGGGGCUGUGAAUCCAAGUCCGAGGCAAAGCGCUCUCGCAGUGCAAUCACCUGCGCAUGAUACCAGUCCCGCUCUGCCUCUAGGUACCGGAUGCCGGACAUCUUGUCGGCUACCCAUCCUCUGAUGCAGCUCAGAUCGAGCUCGAGAAGCUGGACUUUGGAGUCGUAUUGACACAGUCGCCGGUACAAGGCCUCUCUUUCGUGGGUAUGGCGGUCUAGCUCCUGUCUCAUCAUUUUCUCGAUGACCACCGCAGUGUCGCCGUACUUUUUAUGGAGGCACUGUUGCUUCCAGCUAUCGGCCGUACCCGUCAAGCUGGCGACCUGAUCCUGCAACUCCUUGAUCACAUCCUGCAAGGCAUGGAGAUUGGCGUUUUCCGCAUCCAUGCGGAUGUUCUCCUCCUGCACCUCCUCCAUGCCCUUGUUCAGGACUUUCGACUCCCUGGCAUGCUGUUGUUCGAUAUCGAGUAUCUGGGCCUCGAGGCCGUGAUUUCGUCUUGAGAGAGACUCCAGCUCCUGCCUCACAUUCUCUUCAUGCACCUUGGAGCUCUCCAGAAGCUCCAUGAGACCAGGGUCUGUUUCAAGGAGUGCCAGGUCCCUGGCGAUUCCAGGGAUUGUCUCCUUCCAAUUUUCGAUCUUUUCUUGCCAUUUCUCAAGACUCGUGAAGAGCCUUGCUCUAUUCUUCCUCUCCAAGAUCACCCUUGUACUGAGGUCCACUGACUCUGCCUCUUUCUGCUGCAGCUGUUCAUUCAAGUCGCGGUAGGCCUCAGUGAGGUCUGCACAUCUCUGCUGCGACAUCUCGAAUGCUUGCUGGAGGUCCCGCAGUUCAUUGGGCUCAAUGAUCAGGGGGUUCGUAAUAGCCGGAGUAGGAUCCUUGACAUAUUCGACUGUUAUGUCUCUGGUCAAGGCCUCAACUCGGCUUCUCAACUCAUUGACUUUGCCUUCAGCUUGGUCUUUCAGCUGAACAAGGUGGUUGUUCUGCUGCUCCAGGCCAGAGAUCGCAUCAUCAGCCUGCUCAAUUCUUUCCUCCAAGACAACAAAACGCUGCUGCAAAUACGCCCCUGUCUGCUCCAUCUGUUGCACUGUCUCUUCCAAAUUGGCACGAGCUUCGCUAGCAGCCAACGCAAUCGCUUGGUAUUGUUGCGCUUGGUUGGCGUAAUGUUGCACAUGCGCAAGCGCUUGGCCUCGCUCGAAGAUGAGCUGUUGAUCACCGAGGACCAAGGGGGUGCGCUGAAGAUGCUGGACUUCUUGCAAGGCAGCAUUUGCUGUUGCCUUCUCCUGGGCAAUCUCUCUGUCCUUAAGGACCAGCUGCUGCUUCAGAGUUUGGAUCGUUGCGUCAGAGUUGUCUUGAUCGACCUCGAACCGUUUGCGCUCAUCCUGGACCGCUUUCAACACUUUUUGGAGCGUUUCGACUUCCUCUUCCCGUUCAAGUACUUGGAGUCGAAGAUCUUGAGUCACCGAUUGCUGAUGCUGAAGACUGUCGGUCAGCUGCUGAAUCUCCUCUUGUCCUUUGGCCUCGAUAUAUGGGGCUCGAAAGUGUGCAGCCGCGACAUGUACGCUCUCAGAUGUGGCGGCUGUCGACGCCGAUGGUAUUCUGGAAGAGUUGGUGGUACGCCCAGCGUCAUGAGAAGACGACGAUGUAUCAUCAUCAUCAUCACUUUCAUUCUGUGCAUUCGUUUCACCGUCGUCUGCCUCUUGAUGUUCCGGAACAACUUCUUGAAGCUCGAUUUCUGCUUCACCCGUCUCUUGCAGGCCAUUGUCUUGAACGAAAUUUGGAAGUCUAACACCUUCGUCCGAUUCAGACUCUUCAUCCUCUUCAGAGAGUUCUUCAGGUUCGGCCAAGCCACCUGAAGUCGCAGGGACUUGCCGGUAGUCCAAUGGAAGUCGAUCAAAGUACAGGUCUAUGAUCGAAACUAGAUCCGAGUCAUCAGAUACCCCGGCUGUUUCAUCGUUCAUCAACAAUUGAGGGAGUACAGCCGAGCCGACGACAGUGGCAGCAUUGUCGGUGACAUGUUCCUCAAGUUGCUCGACAAUUGGUUGAGGUUGGACAGGCAUUGAAGCCGAGUUACUGGUCAACACCAACCUUAUGCAAGGCCUGGCAACAAGUUCUUGCACCAUAUGCUCGAUGAUUGGGUUCGGCAAGACAUGAUCCGGAUCCAUGAUCCGGGCCAUAGUCAAGUUGUCCAAAGACAGGCGAGGGCUCCUCGGCACAUCUACCAGGGUCAGGCACUGCUCUUCGCUGGCUUCUGGACCAUGUCAGCUGGUGUCUGCAUGCUAUGCUGGUAUUCGACUUACCUGUUGUGGUGUUGGUCCCUACCACUUGGACAUCAUAAGGUUGUCGAGGUGUCUCGGCCUGUGUGACUGCCACAGACCCUUCACUGUGCUUUGCGAACUGAGCAUGCGCAACGCGUCGGAGGAUGUCUUCUGCAGAGGCCUUGCUCUUGCCCUGCUUCAUGAUGUGGGUAAAGAACACUCCAGGUCUUACGCCCCUGGUUGAUCUUGUUGCACCUGUGCGAGGUGGAACGAUCUGCGCGCGGGCGACGUCGCCUAGGCGCGGUCCCUGAAUCGUCGGGAUGCCAUGACCGAGGCGCAACCUUGAAGGUAAGUUGCUGUCCUCGUCCCUUGUCAUACCACUCCUGGUUGCGGCAACAGCAAUGGCGACUUUCAGCUGCAUGAUUGUCAGUCCUGGUCAUCAACAAGCAUGUUGAUGUCUUACAGGUGUUGAGGACUUGCCCAUCUUGUUGAAGCUGGUUUUGAAGCCCAUGUUGUUAUGUCAAGGUGUGUUUCUUGUGUAAGUUGGGAGGUAUUCAAAAGUGGUUGCUUUCGACUUUCUUCUCGCCGCUGUCGUAAGGUAUCGAAGGGGAAGAUGUUGAUGAUGCUUUUGAAUUCAGUCAAAGACUCUUGAUGAUGAUAUGGAAGAUCUUGCUGAAUGUCUUGAGGGUGGUGGAUGGAAGAAAGCAAAGCAAGAACACGCAUUUGCGAGCGAGAAGAUAAACAUGUUGUGGUAUCUUCACACGAGCACUGCGUCGUAUUCGGAGUCACAGCCUUGUCGUCCAGCAACACUUUCACGAACGGGGCAGUGAAAGCUGUAAUGCAGCGCAGCGUGGUUGCCUGGGUAUGCCUUCACGGUCGCGCGAAAGUCGAGGGCGUGAAUAUCAGCCUCAACUCUCCUCGCAUGAAGUGGUACAGCAUGUGCAGAGAGGUCAUCGAGAGCACUGCGCCGCGAAGGCUCGCAUGAUGAACUGCGGGAGCUUCAUGUUGCCCAGCCUUGUGUCGAUGAGGAAAUACCAUCAAGAAGAUGGCAAUUUCCCCAGAGAUAUAUCUCUCUCUCUUCGGACGAAUAUGUUACGCAAGACUCGCCACCGCAUCUCAAGAUAGGGGGAAGGGGGAAGGCACGAGGAAGUUGAACUUGGCCGCCCAGAAUCGCACGUGAAGCCGGAGGAGAACGGCGGAGCCCGAUUUCGCAUUCAGGUCAUGGCCUCCUAGAUUCGUGGGAUUUGGGCAAGAGGCUUCUGCCCUUCCUGCAGGGAAAAGGUUUUGACAGGAUGUAGCAUCGCAAGCAAAGGAAGAUGAAGCGUGAUCCGAUGUUUCUUUCAGCCUAUCUUUGUCCCGAUACUCUUUGUUUCCAG
Molecule: messenger RNA, 4203 nt
Organism: Exophiala xenobiotica
Lineage: Eukaryota; Fungi; Ascomycota; Eurotiomycetes; Chaetothyriales; Herpotrichiellaceae
Exons: 2
Coding region: 1733-2425 (230 amino acids)
Source: RefSeq, a predicted model, not a curated record